Messenger RNA from Engraulis encrasicolus (European anchovy), 2534 nucleotides. RefSeq names its product betacellulin, epidermal growth factor family member (gene btc). Gene Ontology annotation, biological process: positive regulation of cell population proliferation; positive regulation of mitotic nuclear division; epidermal growth factor receptor signaling pathway. The transcript is spliced from 6 exons. Lineage: Eukaryota; Metazoa; Chordata; Actinopteri; Clupeiformes; Engraulidae. The coding region runs from base 284 to 1093 and encodes 269 amino acids. Gene Ontology annotation, molecular function: epidermal growth factor receptor binding; growth factor activity. The record is from RefSeq and is a predicted model, not a curated record.
GCGGACUAUUCUACACUCAAGGUUGCUAUUCUGUUGCACUACUAUUGAAGUGUUCGCCUAUAGUCUCUUGAAAAGUGUGCAAAGGAAUAAGUUGCUGGGAAAAUAAACUUUUACUGCGCGCGCCAGCGAACGCCACUCGUGGGAAUUCCCCUGGAUUACUUUAUCGUGGCUGACGCAAAAAGUGGAGCACUGAGCAUACUCUUGCCAUGUGUGGGUAACAGUGGCGACAGCUUAGAAAAGGAAAAUGAAAUCUGACGUUUUAGAGCAUCAGCUCUGAAUACAAAUGGAAAAUCCUUACAAGUUUGUUUUUGUACUUCUAGCAGCUGUAGCCCUAUGUAAAUACUCCAAGGCUGAAUGGAAUGUAACAAAAGCACCACCAAACAACAGUGUUUCCUGUAGUCCCCAUGACAACAGCAGCAGCUGUGCAGCAGUCGCAGCAGCAGCAGCAGUAACCGAAGAGAGCCACCAUGCGUGGGGCGGGCACUUCUCCAAGUGUCCAGAGGACUACAAGCACUACUGCAUCCAUGGCAAGUGCCGCUGGGUCAAGGAGCAGGAUGCCCCGUCUUGCUGGUGCCCCAACGGAUUCACUGGAGCCCGGUGUGAGUACAUUCACAUCGACUGGCUCAUUCAGGACAGGAGGCUGAUCAUCGUGGUCUGUGUGAUCACGGGGCUGGUCCUCCUGAUCAUACUCCUCGUCUUCAUCUGCGUUUGCCCACACCGACCGAAAUGCUGCUGCAAGAAGAAAAGGAGGACGACGCAUAAGAAGGAUGAGAUUGAAAAGCUUCACACCAUAAUCCCCAGCGAGGGACGGGCUCCGGCCCCUGAAACAAUGGCCACCAAUGCUGUUGUGGACCCUGAUGCACCAGAGACGGCACUGCACCACACAAGGUUGUCUCCUGCAGUGCACGGCACUGCACCACACAAGGUCUCCUGUCUCCUGCAGUGCAAGACGACAACCGUGUGUGGGGGCGAUGAAAAGGACCCUGUCGUCCCUGACGCUGAAGUCUGCCUUGCAGACAACAGAAACGCCACCACCCUCAGCUGUUGUUGUUGUUGUUGUUAUUGUUCUUUUUGUUUGACACUCAAGCUGUAGAUAACAGCAAGGUGGCGGAGUGAAUGUAUGUUUGUGUGGCGACAGGGAGUGUAGUAGUGUGAGUCAUUUUGUGACAACCGAGCGGCGAGCUAUUCAUGCCCCAGCUCUGCAGCUGUGUUGAAAAGGGAUUAUCGCCGAGGCAUGGUUGAGCAGUUUGUCAUGGGAUGGGAACCAAGGCCCUGACAGGACUGAUCGGUACGGGCUCUCACAGCCGUCAUCUUCUGUCCACACACCCCUGCCAUUGCUGGUGUGCGCAACAAGUUUACAAGUUUGAAGUUUAGGCUCCUCGUAUUUUGUGCUGAUUCAUUGUGUUUCAUAUACUAUUUAGCCUAUAACUAUAGGAGUUACAGGUUUUACACGUGUCUGUCUCUGUUAUUUUAUUAUUAUUGUUUUGUGUUAUCAAGUGUUUCAUUUUAAAAUUAAAGCUAUACUGUGUAGUGUUAACAAGGUUAGAGGACAUAAGGACUAUUUGGGUAUGGAGCUAGAGAAUAUGAAGUAAGCUGUAUUCCACGUUUCAUCAUCAAAACAACAUUAAGACAUCAAUCAUCAGUCGCCACAUUUGCUGGCUAAUUGAAUUAUAAUCAUUGCGCACAUGCUUUAAUUGAUUGAUUCCGGUAAUUCCAGACACUGAUGGAAUUGUGUUUGUUUGAACGAUGAAGGUGAAUUUGUUUGGUUGGUGCGCUCAAUUACGUUCGAUAAAAUGUCUCGUCUAUUUAUUCUUGUUUCUUUGAAAUGUGUUUGGUCUGUCUCGAGCAAGGAGUUUAUUUAGAACCAAUUCCAAACAGAGCCAUAAGCUACUGGUCAAUGUGUGAGUUGGAUAUUAAAAAGACGUUAUUUCAACAUGGAACAAAAGGUUUUUUUUUCUUUCCUGUGUAAACAGUGUUGUAUUGUUGUGUGGUUGUGUGAUUAAUUGUGUGAAGUUGAUGACGAAUUGAAAUCCAAUAGGUAAAUUUGUAUUACGGUGUAAUACAAGUUAAGCUUAGUUGGUUGAAUUCCUGUCAAACCAGCCCUGCCUGUUGUUCGCAUGGUUGGUUUGUACUGUCUGUGUGGUCAUUUAAAAUGUUGGAGCAUGUACAUUGUGCUGCAGUUUCUGUUUGACCACAGUUCUGUGGUGCUGUCCCAAUGUGAUUUCGUUCAUUUCUUCUCUGUCAUUGAUAAUUGUGUAAUGAUCAGAUACAGAGUGGCUCUUGAAGAGGUGUGGUACUGUAACUGAAUAGGUCCAAACGAAGAAAAUUAAAAACACAUUUGUGCUUGAAACGGCUUUAGGUAUCUGUGACUUACUUGACUCUGCUUGCGUUCAACUUGUUUAUUGUAAGGACCUUUGUUACCAAAGGGCACAAGUGAAAUGUCUUAAUGUCUUAACCCCUUAGUGCAGAGCCUAUGUCAUAAUCUUACUGUCACCAAAAUUGUAAUGGCUAUGUCUUAAUCUGUUACGUAAGGC